AUAUUAAGGAGAAAAGAAGAAGAGCAAAGCAGCAAAGCUUGCCUAAAAUGGUGGUUUGUUGGAGGUCAAAGUCAAAACCCCAGGCAAUAAAUUAGAAAGCCAAACUGAAAACUUCAAUUUCCAGCCAAAAAAUAAAAUAAAAUACCCCCCAAGAGAUUUUUCAAUUCAUGGGUAUUUCAAAACGCAAGUUUUGUUGCUGUGUAAUUUCUUCUUCUUCUUCUUCUUCUUCUUCUUCUUCUAUCUUGGUUGUGCAACAAUAGAACCUAUCACAACUUGUUAAUCUCAGUUUCAAUCUCUCUCUGUGUUUCUAGAUCUACCCUUUUGAAGAAAAAACUUUUUUUUUUCAAACGCCAAGACUGAUAAAACUUUCAAAGAUUGGUUCUUUGUUUGUUUGGUAAUUUUUAGGGCAUAUCUAAUGAUGGGGUUUGGGAUUUAAGGUUUUUAAUUGGAGGAUCAUACAAUUUUCUCUUUUUGAUUCACAAGAUUAAUGUUGUCUGCAUCCAUCAAUGUGUGUUUGUUAUGUGAAACUUCUAUUAUGGGGUUAAACAUUGAGAAGAGAUCGGAACAGAAACUGUGGUUUUGUAAAGUUGUUAAUAUUGAGUUGAUGAAUAAUUUGAUUGCUGGAUCAUUUGGAUGAUAAUAUGUAAGUCAUGGUGUCAGCUGCAUUUUUGAAAAUUGUUUCACCUUGUUGGAAGCCUGUGGUUGAGGGUGAAAAUUCUAGUGAUGGAGAAGGUUCUGGUCAGGUUGAUGGAUUGUUGUGGUACAGAGAUUCAGGACAUCAGGGUAGUGGGGAAUUUUCUAUGGCAGUAGUUCAAGCCAAUAGUCAAUUAGAAGACCAUAGUCAAUUAGAAUCAGGGCCAUUGAGUUUGCAUGAAUCAGGUCCUCAGGGAACAUUUGUUGGUAUUUAUGAUGGCCAUGGAGGUCCAGAAGCUGCUCAGUUUGUAAAUCAACGCCUUUUUGACAAUAUCAAGACUAUUCAUGAUGCAGAGUUUACAACUGAAAGUUAUGGGAUGUCCGCUGAUGUUAUCACUAAAGCAUUUUUGGCAACAGAAGAGGAAUUUCUUUCUCUAGUGAAGCAGCAGUGGCUAAGGAAGCCACAGAUUGCCUCCGCUGGUUCAUGUUGUUUGGUAGGUAUAAUCUGUAGUGGAAUGCUAUACAUUGCAAAUGCAGGUGAUUCUAGGGUGGUAUUAGGAAGACUGGGAAAUAAUGUUAAAGAGGUCAAAGCUAUCCAGUUAUCAAAAGAGCAUAAUGCAAGUAUAGAAUCUGUGAGAAAGGAAUUACACUCGUUGCAUCCUGAUGAUCCACAGAUUGUUGUUCUAAAGCACAAAGUUUGGCGUGUGAAGGGUAUCAUACAGAUUUCAAGAUCCAUUGGUGAUGCCUAUCUGAAGAAGGCAGAGUUUAACAGAGAGCCUCUUUUACCCAAGUUUAGACUGCCAAAGCCCUUCCAUAAGCCAAUCCUUAAAGCAGAGCCAACGAUAUUGGUGCAGGAACUGGACUCUGAAGAUCAGUUUCUUAUAUUUGCAUCAGAUGGCCUAUGGGAGCACCUAAGCAAUCAGGAGGCAGUUGACAUUGUCCACAACUAUCCACGUAAUGGUAUUGCAAGGAAGCUUGUGAGCGUUGCACUACGUGAAGCAGCAAAGAAAAGAGAAAUGAGAUACUCUGACUUGAAGAAAAUUGAUCGUGGGGUGAGGAGACAUUUUCAUGAUGAUAUUACGGUCAUAGUUUUGUUUCUUAAUUCUUAUAUGAUCAGUCACAGCUCCUGGGAUGGCCCGUUGCUUUCAAUUAAAGGAGCUACUGGUGGUAUGUGUGGAAAUGCCAACACAUAGUUCAAGAGGUUCUAACUAUCCCUUCAUCUUUGUUUUCCUCGCUUGUAUCAAAACAAUUUUUUUCAAAGAUUGGACAUUUGGAAAAAAAAGUUCCAAUGUAUAGCCACGGAUCUUGGAAACUUAUUUUCAUAAUGUUGUAAGAGACUAUGUGGACAUCGGUUGACAGAUGAAAUGCCCAAGAAAAAAUCUCUUUAGAAUUUGUUUGUUGAUUGACUGAUGAUAAUUGGAAAAAUGUUACGACAGCUUUGGUCUCAACUAAUGCCUGAAGAACAUAAAGAAUAUCGCCCAUAAGGUAAGGGUAAAACCUGUGGAUAGAGUUUCAUUUCGUUGCCUUUUCAGUAACUCCACAGAUUAUCAAGUGUAUCACCAUUGAAGGUGACCUGAAAGCAAGAAGAGGAAUAGUUGAUCAUGAAACAAUUCUGGUUAUCAUCAAAAUGAAUAAUCAUGACAUUGUUCAAAACCUGACUCGAAAAUACUGAUUGAUAUUAUACUAUUUAAAUUUCUGUAGUUAGUUUGCCAGAUGUUGCAUUAACUUUUUCUCUGAUUUGUUUUAAUGCUCAAUGUUCUGCCUGUUUUGAUAGAAU
Pistacia vera is the source of this 2410-nucleotide messenger RNA. Its product is annotated as probable protein phosphatase 2C 38. Lineage: Eukaryota; Viridiplantae; Streptophyta; Magnoliopsida; Sapindales; Anacardiaceae. Gene Ontology annotation, molecular function: cation binding; protein serine/threonine phosphatase activity. The transcript is spliced from 5 exons. The coding region runs from base 651 to 1826 and encodes 391 amino acids. The record is from RefSeq and is a predicted model, not a curated record. Gene Ontology annotation, biological process: protein dephosphorylation.